Messenger RNA from Coniosporium apollinis CBS 100218, 1644 nucleotides. RefSeq lists its product as uncharacterized. Gene Ontology annotation, cellular component: cytosol; plasma membrane; cytoplasm. NCBI's taxonomy places the organism in Eukaryota, Fungi, Ascomycota, Dothideomycetes. The transcript is spliced from 2 exons. The record is from RefSeq and is a predicted model, not a curated record. Gene Ontology annotation, molecular function: ubiquitin protein ligase binding; protein-macromolecule adaptor activity. The coding region runs from base 1 to 1644 and encodes 547 amino acids. Gene Ontology annotation, biological process: ubiquitin-dependent endocytosis.
AUGAUCCAAGACAAAGAGACCUUCCUCAGAGACGAGCGAAUACUAUACCCGACAGAUGGCGGCAAGGGCAAACCGCACAAACUUGGCGCUGGGCACAAGGAGUGGACCUUCGAGUUCACGAUACCCGGACAAGCCCCGGAAAGCGUGGAAGGCCUCGCCAACAGCUACAUCAUCUACAACAUGACUGCCUCGGUAUCCACAGCCGGCUUCAUGACAAAGGAUCUUGUGGCGAAAAGCCACUUACGGGUGGUGCGUACGCUGUCGCUGGACGCGUUGGAUGCGGGGCCAAUGGAGCAGGUUAACGAGGACGUGUGGACGAACAAGAUUAGCUACAAGGUCUCUAUUCCGCGGGUCAACUACAUGUUCGGGACUUCCGUCACAGCAUCCUUCACGCUAACGCCCAUACGGAAAGGAUUGGAGAUUGGGACUGUCAAAAUGGCAGUUUGGGAGUAUUGCAAGGUCGGCAUACAGAAGGGCGAGAUUGCACAGAGCUAUGAGUGGGACAAAAAGAUCACCCAGCUUGAGCAGGAGAUGCCAGAAAACGCCAGACAGGAACAUUCAGAACUGGACCUGAACAACCCGCUGGAUGAAUCGUACCACUUUCAGGUGACCCUGCCGCUCCCCAAAUCAUUAAACCGCUGCAGACAAAGUGCGGAUACCAGUCAAAUCCAAAUCAGUCACAAGCUGAUAACGCACAUAAAUCUGAAGAAUCCCGAAGGCCACACUAGCCAGCUUGUUGUAAAGACCCCGCUCAACCUCUUCAUCUCGCCUAACUACCACAUCGGCGAGGACCAAUGCAUCCAAAUCGACGCAAGUCAGCAGACAGAAGAAGCCAUGAACAACGCCUCCAAUCAAGUCGCGCCUCCCGGCUACGGCCAGCACCACUUCGAUCAGCUGUGGGACAACAUAGACCCUAGCGGCUACAUAACCCCCAGCGCCCGCAGUGGCAUCAACACGCCGUUCUACAGCCAGAGCCGCAACGGAUCAGCAGAAACCCUUCCCCUGCCAGUCCUGGACGCGCUAGUACAGAGCCCAACAUCAGCGCCCCACGGCGGCCCCGCAGCCAGCGCACUCCACUCCCGCCUCGCUACGCUGCAAGAUCGCGGCUCGAGCCACUCCGCCCGUACGCAGGGUCAAGGCCAACAUCAGCCGACCCACUCACCCUCGGAGGGCGGCACGCCGUUUGAGCAGCCCGCCGACGCCAACUGGAGCCACUUCACGCCGCCCUCCUUCUCCGGCUCCAGCAGCCGCCAGUCGCGCAGCGGCGGCCCCUCGCGGCGGACCUCGGACGAGCAGCCGCCGCCAACCGCGCCGCAGAGACUGCUGGGCUACGACAUGGAGGCGCUCGCGAGAAUACCGAGCUACAACACCGCGCUGCGCACGCCCGUGCCGUCGUCUCCCAAGAUCGAAGGCCUGCCCACCUACGAGGCAGCGACGAGCAGACCGCCGAGCCCGAACCAGACGGGCUCGGGCUCGCGCUCGCUGCCGGUGCGGACGAGAAGUGGACACAGCGGCGAUUUCAACAUGCUGGAUUUGGAGACUGAGAGUCGCACUGCGUUGAGGGAUGCCACGGCGAGGAACACGGCAACGAAUGCGGCGACGUCGACGCUGCAGUUUCCGCCGUCGGCGCACCCACGGCGGUAA